This is a messenger RNA of Tripterygium wilfordii, 1682 nucleotides long. Its product is annotated as UDP-glycosyltransferase 91A1-like. Lineage: Eukaryota; Viridiplantae; Streptophyta; Magnoliopsida; Celastrales; Celastraceae. The record is from RefSeq and is a predicted model, not a curated record. The transcript has a single exon. Bases 142 to 1542 code for a protein of 466 amino acids. Gene Ontology annotation, molecular function: UDP-glycosyltransferase activity.
UAAUUAUUUGGAUUAGUUGAAGUGUGCGUUGUAUGUCUCUCUUUAAUACUUUACAUUAUGAAUAAAAUACUUCAAUGACAACUUUCCCCUUAAAAGCCUUAAGCGAUCAAGGCAGACUUAGCUACUACUCCCAUCAAGUCCAUGGCCGCCGAGAAUGGAAAGCUCCACUUAGCGAUGUUUCCAUGGCUAGCCUUUGGUCACAUGCUCCCAUUCCUUGAGUUUUCUAAGUUAGUAGCCGAAAAGGGUCACAAAGUCUCCUUCAUUUCUACUCCAAGAAACAUUGAUCGUCUCCCAAAACUCCCUCCUCACUUGUCUCCUCUCAUUGACUUCGUCGCACUGCCGCUACCCCACCUCAAAAAUCUGCCUGAGACUGCAGAGGCCACCGUUGACUUGCCUCCUGAUGGUGUCGGGUACCUCAAAAACGCCUACGACCUUCUCCAGAAGCCAUUGACCGACUUCCUUAUAACUCACAAACCGGACUGGAUUAUCUACGACUAUGUCCCUUACUGGUUACCGGCAAUAGCCAAGAAAGUCGAUAUACCGACUGUGUACUUCAGUCCCUUCCUCGCCGCAACUAUUUGCUGUGUCUGUCCUGCUUUAGGAGAUGAUGAUUACCGGAAAACCCCCGAAGACUACACGGUGCUACCCAAGUGGGUCCCGUUCCCUUCCACAGCGGCAUCUCCUCGGUUCAUGGCAAUAAAACUUACUGAUGCCAUAGUCGGUGACGAAUCAAGAUCUCGUCUGUCGGAAUAUUAUAGAUUCCGUGGAAGCAUUAGAGGCGCUGAUAUAAUAUCUAUCAGAACCCACAUUGAAUUUGAACCAGAAUGGUUAAAACUUGCAGAAGAUCUUCAUAAGAAACCCGUUAUUCCUGUUGGUUUCAUUGCUCCAUUAGACGAUGACUCUGUUGAUGAAACAGAGACGUGGGGGUGGAUUAAAGAGUGGCUAGACAAGCAAGAGAGAGGGUCUAUAGUGUACGUAGCAUUUGGUACCGAAGCAAAGUUGAGUCAAGAUGAACUGACCGAGAUAGCACUCGGGUUAGAGCUUUCCGGCUUACCGUUCUUUUGGGUGUUAAGGACUCAUCGUGGAUCAUUCGACCCUGAUCCGCUUCAUUUGCCUGACGGGUUUUUGGAGCGAACCAAAGCACAAGGGGUAGUAUGCACGAGUUGGGUGCCACAACUCAAGAUUUUAGGCCAUGACUCGAUUGGAGGAUAUUUGACUCACUCGGGUUGGAGCUCAGUGAUUGAGGCGCUUAAGUUUGGUAAGGCUCUUGUUCUAUUGAGCUUCUUUGCUGACCAAGGUCGAAACGCCAAGGUUUUGGAGGAGAAGAAGAUUGGGUAUCCGAUACCGAGGAACAACGACGAUGGAUCGUUCACAAGGAACUCAGUUGCUGAGUCACUGAGUCUGGUUAUGUUGGAAGAAGAAGGAAAGGUUUACAAGGAGAAAGCCAAGGAAAUGAGCAACUUGUUUGGUGACAAGGAAAAACAGAGCUUGUGCAUGGAUAACUUUUUGGAUCACCUUAAAGCCAAUAAACGUCAUCAUUAAGCAGCUUUGAAUUUCGUAGAAGUCUCAGGUCCGCUGCAUGUAUUAAUAUAGUUUUUCUUCUCCUGUGUUUUAAUUUAAGCUUCUGAUUGGCCACUGUUGUAGAAACUGAUAGAUUUGUUUGCUAUCAAUCAUUAUCAUUA